Messenger RNA from Effrenium voratum, 619 nucleotides. The record is from the annotation of a GenBank genome assembly. Lineage: Eukaryota; Dinophyceae; Suessiales; Symbiodiniaceae.
UCGGAGAGUGGACAUAUUAGCAAAGGUACAAGCAGAUUUGCGUGCGAGCUGCGCUUGCAUGCUGCUAGAUAGAAGCUGCUCUUGUGCUUUGGGCGACCAAGUUGCUUUGCCAUGCUGCCUAGCUGUCAGUGCAACUAUGGAUGCUGCGACACGGAGAUUGCGGAGAAAGGACUCGCCCGAUUUGCAAAGCAGAUUGGCGCCUUCUCUGCGGAGAAAGAGGAGCCACUUUCAGCCUCGGUCCUGACGGCGCAGCACGAGUGGUACAGGCCCCCGGUGUCCAAGCCGCUGGCGGAUCCGGAUGAGCCGACCCCGGUCUCGGCGGCUUCGCCCGGAACACCGGCCUCGCCGAUCCGGGUGGGCAAGCGGAUCAGCCUUCGCUCCAAUGGAACCAACGGAAGCGUCCGAGGACUGCCGUUCUGCGAGUCCCGAAGGUCUGUCUACCUAGGCCCGGAUCCCUUGGAGCGGAUGCGGCUGCUGGUGGUGCAGCUGGAGCGAGCGCAGCACGAGGCUACGCGACGCAGCUAUCUCAUCCGAGUUCCAACUCUGAUUGCUGGACUUUUGCUCAUGAUCAUCACUUUUUCGCUCUUCAUGAUUUUCCAAAUCAGCCAUGAUGCUUCAG